AUGGCUCUGUACAGACCCCUUGGAGCACACGUUCCACCAACUACCCAUUUGGAUCGCGAAGGAGCCAUUGCAAGGGCACGGCAACGUGGAUGCCUUUCGGAGACGCCUUUGGAGCUUCAAGAAGCUGGAAGUUGUUUGCAUAUGCCUGAAGCUGUGUGUGCAAAAGACGAUUUCACGCUGUUCGAUGCACUUGCUAUUGAUAUAGAGGAUGCGGGUUACCGAGAAAGAGGGGAUGCUCUUGGACCUCACAGGAGUCGCAAGCACUUGCAAAUUUGGGGUGAUGCAUUGUCGGGAUCUGUGCCGUUUGCACAAGUGAUAACGAAAGCCUUAGCCAUGUUUGACUUGACCCUGGUAGACUGCUGGGCCAACCUUUACCGUUCGCUUGACGAUGUGAAAUCUUGGCACCACGACAACUACCAAGACUGGACGCCAAGGCCGACGGCGACAAUUGGAAUCAGCUUGGGAGCCACUCGUGCUCUCGCCUUCCAGAACGCGAAGACGAAGAGUGAGCAUUACGUGUGGCAAGAAAAUGGCGACGUGUUCGCGUUUGAUGAGCCGUUCAACAAUUUCUUCAAGCAUGCGGUUCCCGCAGCACCAGCUGGGCUUGAAGGGACAGGGUCAAGAAAGCAGCGAAUCUCGAUCAUUUUGUUUGUCAACGAGCAAGACUGCAUCCCUCACACGCUGAGAGUGAAACAGCCUGGCAUGAGGGAGUGCAUUCCUUUGGAAGUGUCUUGGUCUACAUGGGAUACCUGCGGCUUUGGAAGCCUUUCCAGGCAAGACAGGGCAUCGGACAAGCAGAUCCUGUUUGAGGAGCCCAUAGCACAACAAUCUUGGUACAAAGCUGCCAAGUGGACAGAUGCCAGGAGCUUGUCAGAGCUUGAGGACUACAUUUACAAGCCGCUGGCCAAAGUGGUCUUGCAUGAGGGAUGCCAGUCAGGAGUAUCGUUCUACUCGCUACCGAAACGAACUGUGGUCGAUAGUGGAGUGCCACCAGCUCCAGCUCCACCACCAAGUAAACUGGAGCAACGUCCUGCAAGAGAGGACCCAGAACUGCUAUUGGCACGGCGGGCACUAACACUGCAGGGAGCACAACAAGUACUGGCGAUCCUCCGCGGAAAAAAGCUGAUUGAAAACCGUGCCUGGAGGAUCCCAGUGGGGUGGUAUGCAAUACAUGCCGGUGCACAGCAGAUCAACGAAGAGCGUGCUGAAAGGAUCAGAGCAGUUUGGCCCACGGCGCCUGCAGAGGAGACACUUCCUCACAGCGCAAUCCUGGGGCUGUUCUAUGUGCAGAGUCACACCACGCCACAGGCUUGCCCUUCAUAUGUGUGGGCGCGUGGGCCGAUAUGCCAUGUGAUUUCAAAAGCAGUCGAGCUACUCCGUCCUGUCCACUGUCGAGGUGGUAAAGGACUUUGGGAUCUUGAGGCGUGGCAAGUGCAGCAGAUCCAUCAGCAACUUGGAGAGGUCACUGUGCGCCAUCAUGACCUGUCAGAGGUGGGUGUCGCAUUGUGA
Durusdinium trenchii is the source of this 1509-nucleotide messenger RNA. The record is from the annotation of a GenBank genome assembly. NCBI's taxonomy places the organism in Eukaryota, Dinophyceae, Suessiales, Symbiodiniaceae.